CACUUAAUAAUUAAUAAACAACAAACUAGUGCGCCUAGAGAUGAUUCAUUCGUCAUGAUUUAAGUUUCUCAUCAAGGAAAUUGAUAAUUAUUAUAUAUACAUUCCUCUUAUAUAUUAAUAGUUUCCAUUGUUUAAAUGAUAAUCAGUAAUGUGAAACAAAUUCUUCGUUCAUUUGUAUCUUAAUCUUGCUUUGAAUGAAUUCAAUAGCCACUCCCAUCGCAUAGGAGAUGUUGAAUUGAAAUAUUCUUGAAACGAUAUACGCGUAAAAGUGUGUAAUCUAGUUGAAGUUUAUAAUAGCACCAGGAAUGUGGAUUUUAUUAUUCUUGGGAUGUUUGUCCCUUAUCAGUGCACAAAACAAUUUGCAACCUGGACAACAGUACGACUAUGCUGGCAGCCCUAACUAUAUGAGCAAUGAAAUAUUUUAUGAUUUUAAAUGCCCUGAAUACUGGGUGCAACAUUAUCAAUCCUGUUAUAGAUUUGUGAAAUCUCCACAAAGGAAUUAUCAUGAUGCACGGAGAGUUUGUCAAACGUACUCAGUAGAUGCUGGUGGUUCUGACUUGGUGUCUAUAAGUAGUUCUGAGGAGCAUGGGUUUUUGGUUCAUCAAUUGAAUUUAAUAGAUCCUCAGCAUAGAAAAUGGUAUAUAGGCGCUCACCAACAACAACCUAACUACUGGGCAAACCCAGACGGCACCCAGUUAACUAAUAUGGAAAGUGCAUUUUUACCUGACAAUGAACCUUAUGGGAAAGAUUAUUUGGCCUAUAAUUUUACCAGAAAUGUUAUGCAUUGGAGUUUCCAAUUGGUUAGAGGUGAUGAACCAUUUUUAUUUAUAUGUGAAGCAAAUAUUCAAGCAGUUCAAAGAUUGGUGUCGGAUGAAAGAGAUUAUACAUAUGGUGUUGAUAUUGCGGAUAGGAAGACAAUUCCCAGAGGUCCUUAUUUCAUCAAGCAACCAAAAGAUGUCACAUUUGAUACGUCUAUGAGAACUUUGUAUAACGUAACUAGUUUGAGUUGCUUAGCUGGUGGUUACCCAGAACCUACCUAUGAAUGGUUCAGAGAAUACUAUGAAAAUGAUAGACUGGUUGCAAGAAAGAUAGAUCCACUUGAAGAUGGAAGAUAUACUGUUAGUGGUGGUGUUUUGAUAAUUUAUGAUCCUCAACAAAAAAAAGACUAUGCUACAUACCACUGUAAAGCAACAAACAAAUUUGGCACAAUCAUAUCAGAAAGCGUGCAACUGAACUUUGGAUUCAUCCUAGAAUUUGUUCUGAAACGUUCACCAGAAUCAGGAGACCAAAAUUGGGGAAAAUCUAUAUACUGUGAUCCUCCAGCCUAUUUUCCAGCUGUGAAGUACUCAUGGUCUCGUGAUUAUUUCCCAAACUUCGUCGAAGAGGAUAAACGUGUCUUUGUAUCAUAUGAUGGUGCUCUCUACUUUUCAGCAUUAGAGACCAUUGAUAGGGCUACUUACAGUUGCAGCGUAAGAUCAGAGUUCUCUGACUCUGGAAGAAAUGGGCCUUUCUUUCCUUUGAUGGUGAAUCCUCAUUCCAAUUAUCAGCAGUUGAAGUUUCCAAACAGUUUUCCCAAGGCUUUUCCAGAAGCUCCAGUAGCAGGAAGAGAAGUUCGACUAGAAUGUGUCGCUUUCGGAUAUCCUGUUCCUAGUUAUAAUUGGACCAGAACUGGCUCUUCUUUGCCUAAGAACUCGUAUUUAACUAGUUACAAUAGAGUUCUUGUUAUCCCACAUGUAGAAGUUGAUGACCAAGGGGAAUAUACAUGUAGAGCAUAUAAUGACAGAGCAAGCAUCGCCAACAGUGUCAUUUUGGAUAUCCAAGCUGAGCCCAAUUUCACUAUUCCAUUGAAAGAUAAACACAUCGAUAAAAGAGGCGAAUUAGUUUGGACUUGUGAAGCAUUUGGAAUUCCAGACGUUAAUUACACAUGGUGGAAGGAUGGUAGACAGCUAGUGUUAGGUUAUUUAUCGCCAGAAGACAGAGGAAGAAUCAACAUUCAAGAUAAUGUACUCACAAUUAGUCCAGUUGAUGAAGACAGGGAUCCCGGGAUGUACCAGUGCCGUGCUGCCAACACAUUGAAAACGAAAUAUUCUUCAGCACAAUUAAGAGUACUGUCAUUCAAACCAUCUUUCAAGAAACAUCCUGUGGAAUCUGAAACCUAUGCAGCUGAACAUGGAAAUGUAACAAUUAAAUGUAAUCCCGAAGCUGCUCCUAAACCGAAAUUUGUUUGGAAGAAAGAUGGGAAUGUUAUAGGAUCAGGUGGUCAUCGAAGAAUUUUGGAAAAUGGAAAUUUGGUUAUCAGUCCCGUCUCCAGAGACGAUGAAGGUCUGUACACUUGCAUGGCAAGUAAUCCUCUAGGGGUCGAUGAAUCAAAAGGAAGGCUGAUUGUUUUGCGAGGACCACAGUUGAUAAAGACGUUAGAACCAAGGAUCGUCUCAGCUCUUGGUAGCUCGUUUUCUCUGAACUGUCAGGCAUAUACUGAAGAAAUGUUGGACAUGGCCUACACUUGGAACCACAGACAAAUGAGAAUUAGGGAUAUAGAUAUCAAAAACUCUGGCAAUAGAAUUUAUAUUGAUGGGGGAUAUCUUAGUGUGGUGAACGUUACAUUCCCGGAUGCCGGAGAGUAUGAAUGCGUGAUAAAAUCUGCUGUUGGUCAGAUAUCCUCAAAAACGUAUGUAGUUGUUGAAGGGCCACCUGGACCUCCAGGAGGCUUGCAAGUUGUCUCGAUACAGAAAACAUCAGCUGUGAUACAAUGGACAGAUGGAGGUUCUCAUGGAUCUCCAAUUAUUUCGUAUACAAUCAGCGGAAAAACUAAUUGGAAUUCAACUUGGGUUAAUAUAAGUCACAAUGUUCAUGCUGAGGAGGUGGAACGUUACACUGGAAGAAAAGAAGCCACAAUUGAAAAUGUCUUAACUCCAUGGUCCGUUUAUGAGUUCAGAGUUGCCGCUUGGAACUCUAUUGGCAUGGGUGUACCCUCGGCACCAAGUCCUAAGCAUGCAACUCCUCCAGACAGACCUUACAUCUUUCCACAAAAUAUUGCUGGAGGUGGCGGAAAGAGAGGAGAUUUAACUAUAACUUGGGAACCAUUGAGGAAUGAUCAGCAGAAUGGUCCAGGAAUUCAUUACAAGGUUUUCUGGAAGAAAAUCUACGAAGAACCAGAAUUUCAAAGCUUGGAGCUUAAAGAAUUUGGUAAUACAGGCACAGCAGUUGUAAGCAUUUCACUUGAUGAUUACUACACUGAAUACGUUGUGAAAGUACAAGCAAUCAACGAUGUAGGAGCUGGGCCUAUCAGUAACGAACGUGUCAUAUAUUCUGCUGAAGACAUGCCCCAAGCAGCACCUCAGCUGGUGUCUGCAACAAGUUUCAAUUCUACGGCUUUAAAUGUGACUUGGCAGCCUAUAGCUCAAGACAGAGAAACAGUAAGGGGAAAACUCAUUGGUUAUAGGAUCAAAUAUUGGAAAACUGAAACUAGAGAAGCAGACAGUGUGUAUUACUUGUCUAGAACAAUAAGACCUUGGGCUUUGAUAGUGGGUCUUCAACCGGAUACCCAAUAUUAUGUCAAAGUUAUGGCUUUUAACAGUGCAGGAGAGGGUCCAGAAAGUGAAAGAUUCAUUGAGAGGACAUAUAGGAAAGCCCCUCAAAAUCCACCUUCCACAGUUCAUAUUCAGGCAAUAAAUCCUUCAACCGUUAAAGUUACCUGGCGUUAUGUACAACCCUCACAACAAGAAGAACCAAUACAAGGCUAUAAGAUUCGUGUGUGGGAGUUUGAUCAACCUUUGAGUUCUGCCAAUGAUACCAUCGUCUAUACAGGAGACAAACUUGAAGGAUUCGUCACUGGUUUAUCGCCCGGAAAAGCUUAUAGAAUGCGAGUGUUGGCUUAUUCCAAUGGUGGAGAUGGUAGGAUGAGCUCUCCAGAAAUACGCUUUCAAAUGGGCGAUCCCGAUGCUCUAGGAUUAAAAAGUUCAUGUCCUCAAGGGUGUUCAGUAUCACUAGUUGCCUUGGUUACAAUCACAACUCUUUCGCUUCUCACAAGAAUGUAUUUAUCGUGACAGUGAGUCAUAAAUGUCGAUAAGCCUUUUCAGUUUAGUUUUUAAAGAUUCAAUUGAUAAUUUAUCUAUGUCGAUCAAACGACUAUUCAGGUUUUCAAAUGAAAGAAAUUUAUACUGAUGAGACAUUUUGCUCCAAGUAAACCUAAAUUUAAUUGUUGUUCAAACAUAUCAGUAACUCUGCACAACCUAUGACGUAGAACAUGCGCCAAAUAUAAAGAUGGUGGGUACAUAUUCCACCAUUUGAUCUAUGAUGUACAUAGUGAUUUAAUUAUAACUCAACUAACGCAUACAGGUUGGCAAACCUGAUUUGUAGACAUCUAUUGUUUCAAUAAGUUUAUGAAUACGCAUAAAUCUAUCCCGCCUAGUCGGUUUCCGCAAGUUUUUUUGAAUGGUUUUUUUGACCACUCUUGCAGAGCUGACAUUUUGGGUGAGUCUUAUUUGUUGUGCAGUGAAUAUUUGAAGCAAUUAUCAAUCGAAUAAGUACCUAUUAAGAUAUAAAUUUUUAUUUCAAAGUGAUCCAAUUUCAAUCCGUCCUCAAAUUCUCGUAUGUUUAUUGUAUAGAUAUUUUUAUUACAUAGAAAAGGUUAUUUUUUGUAUUUUAUAUAGAAAGACUGAACCUCAUUUUAUACAGCAAAUGUUUUUCUAUAGUUGAAGAAUUUUAUAAAAUGAAUAAAGUCUACUUUUAUGUAACAAAA
Messenger RNA from Coccinella septempunctata (seven-spotted ladybird), 4741 nucleotides. Its product is annotated as contactin. The transcript has 17 exons. Gene Ontology annotation, biological process: cell-cell adhesion. Bases 306 to 4046 code for a protein of 1246 amino acids. Gene Ontology annotation, molecular function: protein binding. NCBI's taxonomy places the organism in Eukaryota, Metazoa, Arthropoda, Insecta, Coleoptera, Coccinellidae. The record is from RefSeq and is a predicted model, not a curated record.